Molecule: messenger RNA, 4372 nt
Organism: Staurois parvus
Lineage: Eukaryota; Metazoa; Chordata; Amphibia; Anura; Ranidae
Source: the annotation of a GenBank genome assembly
UUUCAGAAGCCUCCAACAUCCAAACAUUCUGCAAUGCCUGGGACUGUGCACAGAGACCAUCCCUUUUCUCCUUAUCAUGGAGUUCUGUCAGCUGGGGGACCUGAAACGUUAUCUGAGAGCCCAGCGGAAGGCAGAUGGAAUGACACCAGACCUUUUGACCUGUGACCUUACAACCUUACAGAGAAUGGCAUAUGAAAUUACACUUGGACUCAUGCACCUUCAUAAAAAUAAUUAUAUCCACAGUGAUCUUGCCCUAAGAAACUGCCUUCUUACCUCUGAUCUGACUGUCCGAAUUGGAGACUAUGGCAUUUCUCACAAUAAUUACAAGGAGGAUUACUACAUUACUCCAGAUCGACUCUGGAUCCCAUUACGUUGGGUUGCUCCAGAACUUUUAGAUGAAGUUCAUGGAAACUUAGUUGUGGUAGACCAGAGCAAGGAAAGCAAUGUCUGGUCUCUAGGAGUUACAGUAUGGGAACUCUUCGAAUUUGGAAGUCAGCCAUAUCGUCACCUGUCAGAUGAGGAAGUGCUGACAUUUGUGAUCAAGGAGCAGCAAAUGAAACUGGCCAAGCCUCGACUUAAGCUACCCCAUUCAGAUUACUGGUAUGAAGUGAUGCAGUCCUGUUGGCUAUCUGUUGAACAAAGACCUACAGUAGAAGAACUUCAUCUACAGCUCACAUACUUGUUAAAUGAAUGCUCCAAUCAGACAGAGGAGAGUUUUGAGUGGCGGUGGAAUGCACUUAAACCAAGCAAAUCUUCAGUGGGCCCUUUGCGUCACUCAGAUGAGAUUUCUGCAUUUCCACUACUAGAUAACUUUAAUGGUGGGGAUGGAUUUCAUGCAGAUAUGGAUGACAUCUUGACUGUAACAGAAAGCAGCCGUGGACUUAACUUUGAAUAUAUGUGGGAGAAAGCCAGACUGGGACGAUGGAAGGCAAACUCACAAUGCCAAGACUAUCCAUCUAAUAAUGGGAGUUUGACUGUGCCUGCUAAUCCAUUUUAUGACUCUAGCCAUCAGCAUUCACGUCAGAGUUUGGAGACUCCGAGUGUGGUUCCAGUUAUCAGUGCUCGUAGUCCAUCAGUAAGCAGUGAAUAUUACAUUCGCUUGGAGGAACAUGCAGACAGAGAAAGUGGUGUGGACUGUACUGUCUGUGCACCAAGUCCGAUCUAUGAGAGAAAGUAUGAUAUGCAGGAGCAAAGAACACUUCAUCAGCGCUUGUCCCUUGGGAGCCCAGCUUCCCCAAUUGAACCACUUUUUUCUUCAGACUGGGACCCACUUGAAAGUGGCAGAACUAGUCCAGAUGAUCCUCCUGCUCAUCUAAUAUUACAUGAAGUUCCUAAACUUAUAGAUAGAUGGACACCUAGUAACAAUAAUCCCUUUAUAACUGUAGGAAGAGACCUGCCUCGUUAUGUAAACCCAUUCCGCGGCUCAGUUGAGAGAGACUUGUCAAGACAGGUACAGGAGACCUCCUUAAUGGAGCCAUCUUUGCCUGAUGUCUUUUCUUCUGAUUCAAUCCUGAAUGUUUACAGAGACAUUGAAGAUCAUAGAAGGAGCUGGGAUUCUGAUACUCUUGAAGAGAGGGGUGCUGGGGAAACCCUUGCUGGAGACCCAGAGUCUUUGGCAGAAUUUUUGGAUGAUCGAGCUUCACCUUGGGAUUGUGAGCCCUCACUAAUGGAAGACCAGAGCACAGAAAGCAGCAGCAGUAGUACAGAUAAUAGCAGUCACCGCAACAUGCCCUCUUGUCCCUUGUGUAGUAGAGGUGUGAUGGGCAGUCUGCAGAGAUGCUCUUGUGCUAUGUUGCGUGGAGAUGUGGUAAUUGACUGGACCACACAUGUUGCCAUGCAUCAGGAUCAUUAUGGCUUAGAUGAUGAUUCUUCUUUAAAAGUUGAGCAAGGUUCUCUAUCUGAGUGUUCUAUACCUGCUCGAACUUUUGGUGAUGGAGAUCUCUAUGCUGGACCCUUUGGAGACAGUCUUUGUGCUGCAGAACACCAAGAGUUUUAUGAUCCUUUAAUGGGAGCAGCUGUGAAAAGCUAUGACAUUCAGGACUAUCGUAACCGCAGUCAAUUAAAGACUUAUGAAUCACUACAAAAGAGUAUUACCAACCACCCCCCUUCCCCUUUCAUAGGAAUUUCCAACUCAAUGGCCAAUUGCAGUGUAAUUGUCCCUAUUGAAAUCCCACCUCUUUCCACACUUGCAGAAAGCAUAGAAGAAGAGGAGACAAUUGAGAUUGCUCCAGAUGUGUUAAAACAAUUCCCAUUGAACCAUAACACACUAAACUCAGUGAAAACACCACAGGACUCUAGGGCAACAUUAGAUUCUGUUGAUUCCUUGGACAUCCCUUCAAACACCAGCUCAUCAGAUGUAUGUAGUCCUUCAUCUCACUUUUCAUCUCCUGGGCAAAAGUUUGGAGACAGUGGCUAUGAUACAGAAAACACAUUUUCUCCAGAGUUCAUCAUUAAAGAUGUUAAAGAGGAAAAGGAAGAAGACAUGGGUCUUAAAGAUUUGAAGCUACCCUUGACUCCUAUAUCAGAGUCAACAAGUGACUUGACUUUGACAGAAGAUUUUUCUGAACCACAAGCUACACCUAUGGAAGAAGAAUCUUCUCUUAGAACAUUAAAUCUUGCAACACCUUACCGAGAUUCUGCUUACUUUUCUGAUUAUGAUAAUGAAACAGAUAAACAUGGCAGAGCUGCAUGUCAGAAGCUUGAAGGUGGUAAUACAAAUGGGGUGUGUACAGAGGAAAUAUCUGUUGUUAUAUCAACUGCAGAAGAAGACCAGAGUCAUGAGACUCAUGAAGUUAAAAGCAUAGAAGAUGCCAGUCCACACAAAGAAUCUGUUGAGGACAAAUUUGAAGAAUGUUCCAAAGCUGAAAAUAAAGAACAAAAUCAUCAUAAGAUAGACAUGCUAGAAGGUAAUGUUAAAGGAGGUGAAGAAGAGAUUUUGAACUGUAAUGGUGGAACAAACACAGUACCAGAGGACAAUAUAAGUCAAAUUGUCUGUGAAAAAUCCUGUGUAAAUUUACAGGAAGUAAAUAAAGACCAUUUUCCCAUUAUAGAUCAGAGAAAUUCAAAUGAAAACAUGCUAAAAAAAUCAGAAAGUGGCUUUGUAGUACAGGUCUGCAAAGAACAGCUACUUGUCUCCCUGAGAGAAAAUGUGACCAGGAAUGUUCUAUCUACCUUUGAGUCAGGAACUGUAAAUUCAUGUGUUUUGAAAGACCAAGCAGUUUUAAAGUUGUGGUCUAUGGAGCCCAAAACAAAUCCAUAUAUCGAAGAAAAAUUAAAGAGUGAACUUUUGUAUAAAGAAUCAUCUGAACUCACUGAGCCUGGGGAAAACAAGUCUCCAACAAGUGAUCUCACUCUGGCCAUAACAGAUUCCACUGAAGAAUCCUCUACAGUUAAGCUGAAUGAGGAUCAAGAUGAACCUGAAAACAUUGAACCAGAAACACACAAGUUGGAAGAUGAAUUAAUGGAUGGAAAAGAAGAUUGUAAACAUGAACCCAACGAAGACACUGCUUCAUUGUCAUUAGAAACAAACCCUUGACAACAGUGAGAUGAACCCAGGAGACCAUCCUACCGGAGAAAAAGAUUGGUCAGUGCCAGAUCAUAGAGCACUCUUUCUAGAUUUUGGAUCAUUUACAGCUUCUGGGAGUGAAGCUAUUAAAGCAAAAGUUGCCAGGCUUUCCCUGUCUCUUCCACCACUGAACCUUCAGGGAUUCCAAAGCUCCCCUGGGCUAAAGACUUUCUGGGAUAAUAAUGUUGAAAAAAGAGAUUUACAAUUCAAGGAAGAUGAGGAUGAGGAUGAUGAUGGGUUUGGACUUCAAGAGCCACAGAGGACAGGCUCCGAGUUUGAAGGAGAGGUGACUGGGAUCCCAAUUGUAGUAUCUGAGACAGAUGAUGGGCGUAAUUUGCGUAGUCUGCUAAAAUCGCCAAAAUCAGCUGAUGAAGUGGAUGAUGACUUUGAUCGGAAGAGGAAGAUGGUGUCCUUCUUUGAUGAUGUAACUGUUUAUCUUUUUGACCAGGAAACGCCUACAAAUGAAUUAAGCAAUCUUAAUGCAGCAGAGAAUGAACUUAUUCCCCAGAAUCCUUCCUUAGAGUCAAGUAUGGAUGCUUUUUCAUCAACAGAUGGCUUCAGUGGAAGUUUUGAAUGGGAUGAUGACUUUCCUCUGAUGACACAGAACUCAACAUUCCUUCCUAUGGCAGCAGAGGGAGCUGCUCUCAAGUCACCGAUAAGUCCUACUAUGCCGUCACCUCCUCCACUCCCUGGGAAAAGAGUGGAAGGAAAUUUGAUGGACUCACUGCGAUUCACUCGCUUUACUGUCUCGCCUGCUGUAGACCCACACGUUCCACUGUGUGAAACUGAUGUAGCGCCGCCUGCAGG